UCCUACUUUUUGGGCUUUAAACACCCAUCCUGGGGGAGGGGGUGGACCACGGAGCCAAGCCACCUUAUGCCAUCCAGAAGCCGGGGCGCCCUGCGGGUCCCGAGGACACCCAACAUGCAUUUCUCCUUCAGCGAAGAGGACAUCAAGAAGCACCGGCUCCUGAAAUCUGUGAGCUUCGAUGUGGAAAAUGGACCUUCUCCCGGUCGCAGCCCCAUCGAUUCGCAGGCGAGUCCGGGGCUGGUGCUGCACCCGAGCUUCCCGCAGAGCCAGCGGAGAGAGUCCUUCCUGUACCGGUCGGACAGCGACUACGAUAUGUCCCCCAAGACCAUGUCCCGGAACUCGUCCAUCACCAGCGAGGUACACACCGAGGACCUCAUAGUUACACCUUUUGCUCAGGUGCUGGCCAGCCUGCGCAGCGUCCGAAACAACUUCACCAUCCUCGCCAACGUGACGUCCCCGACCAACAAGCGCUCCCCCGUAAUGCCUCAGCAGACCGUUUGUAAAGCAACCCUCUCAGAGGAAACUUAUCAGCAGUUAGCCAAAGAGACCUUGGAGGAGCUAGACUGGUGUCUGGACCAGCUGGAGGCGAUCCAGACCUAUCGCUCUGUCAGCGAGAUGGCGUCCAACAAGUUCAAAAGAAUGCUGAACCGUGAGCUCUCCCACCUGUCUGAAAUGAGCCGAUCAGGGAACCAGGUCUCAGAAUACAUCUCCAACACCUUUCUUGAUAAACAGAACGAUGUGGAAAUCCCGUCCCCGACGCAGAAGGAAAGAGAGAAGAAGAAGAAGCAGGAGCCGAUGUGCCAAAUAAGCGGAGUUAAGAAGCUCAUGCACAGCUCCAGUUUAACCAACUCCACCGUCCCUCGCUUUGGAGUGAAGACAGAUCAAGAAGAGCCUCUUGGCCAGGAAUUGGAUAAUUUAAACAAGUGGGGCCUUAAUAUAUUCCGGGUGGCGGAGUAUUCCAAUAACCGGCCUCUUAGCUGUAUAAUGUACACCAUAUUUCAGGAGAGAGAGUUACUGAAAACGUUCAAGAUACCGGUGGACACGUUGAUCACGUACAUCAUGACUCUGGAAGACCACUACCACGCGGACGUGGCGUACCACAACAGCUUGCACGCGGCCGACGUCAUGCAGUCCACGCACGUCCUCCUGUCCACGCCAGCGCUAGAUGCGGUGUUUACGGAUCUGGAGAUCCUGGCUGCUUUAUUUGCAGCUGCCAUCCAUGACGUAGACCAUCCCGGCGUUUCUAAUCAGUUUCUUAUUAAUACAAAUUCGGAGCUGGCUUUGAUGUACAACGACGAGUCGGUUUUGGAGAAUCACCAUCUGGCUGUGGGUUUUAAGCUGCUGCAGGAAGAGAAUUGUGACAUCUUCCAGAACCUGACCAAACGGCAGCGACAAUCAAUGAGGAAGAUGGUGAUCGACAUGGUCCUGGCGACAGAUAUGUCCAAACACAUGAGUUUGCUCGCUGACCUGAAGACCAUGGUGGAGACCAAAAAAGUAACGAGUUCUGGUGUGUUGCUGCUAGAUAACUACACGGACCGGAUACAGGUCCUCCGUAACAUGGUACACUGUGCUGACUUGAGCAACCCAACCAAGCCUCUGGAGCUUUACCGCCAGUGGACCGACCGCAUUCUGGAGGAGUUCUUCAGGCAGGGGGACAAGGAACGAGAGCGAGGGAUGGAGAUCAGCCCCAUGUGUGACAAGCACACCGCCUCCGUGGAGAAAUCCCAGGUGGGCUUUAUCGACUACAUUGUGCACCCUCUGUGGGAGACCUGGUCCGAUCUGGUACACCCGGAUGCUCAGGAUAUUCUAGACACGUUGGAGGACAACAGGGAUUGGUACCAAGGCAUGAUUCCACAGAGCCCCUCUCCGCCACCGGACGACCCCGACAAAGAUGAGGAGGCUUGCAUUGAAAAGUUUCAGUUUGAACUCACCCUGGAGGAGGAGGCGGAAGAUUCCGACAAAGACCGGAACAGCGGGAUCGAGGACGAGGAGUGCGGCAGCCCCCUGGAAGCCGCCGACAUCCAAAACCCCGAGAUCCACGAAGACGGAGCGGACGACGCAAUGCAGGAAGGACAAACGGAACAGACUGAGCUCUCAGACAUCACAACUCCUGUGGAUUCGUGAACUUUGCUGGAAAAAUAAAAGAUAAAAAAAACUUAGAAA
Molecule: messenger RNA, 2163 nt
Organism: Spea bombifrons (plains spadefoot toad)
Lineage: Eukaryota; Metazoa; Chordata; Amphibia; Anura; Pelobatidae
Gene: PDE4A
Product: phosphodiesterase 4A
Exons: 15
Coding region: 67-2124 (685 amino acids)
Biological process (GO): signal transduction
Cellular component (GO): cytosol; nucleus; perinuclear region of cytoplasm
Molecular function (GO): 3',5'-cyclic-AMP phosphodiesterase activity
Source: RefSeq, a predicted model, not a curated record